Prorocentrum cordatum is the source of this 2739-nucleotide messenger RNA. NCBI's taxonomy places the organism in Eukaryota, Dinophyceae, Prorocentrales, Prorocentraceae. The record is from the annotation of a GenBank genome assembly.
AUGUUGACUCCUAUGCCCAAGGCAAUUGCGAUUGCCUUCCUCAAUUCGCUAGCCGUCGCGGCGACCGGCGAUGCGGAGCCUGCGGCGGACAACGUUCUCAUGCAGAUCAGUGCUGGAAGUGCGUGGCGACUUCCACAGGCUGAUUGCACAGGGGUCCGCAAAAGCUUCGACGCUGGCUUCGGGGGCUGUGACGUGUACACUUCGAACCGCAACAAUCACCAGUUCUGCCACAGAGACUUCGACGAUAACCAAGGCUUCUACGCCGCGCAGGUGUGCUCCGAGUGCCUCGUGUGCCAGGCGCUGACCCCGGAUGGCGAGAAGGCGGCCGAGGAGUCGGCGGCCGAGCAGGCGGCGAAGCUGAAGCGCGACGCCGAGGUGGAGAAGGCCAAGGCGAAGGAGAACAAACAGAAGGCCGAGCGCGAGGCCAAGGAAAAGGCCUGGCAAGAGGAGAAGGAGAAGAAGGAACGCGAAGCGGAGGAGGAGAAGAACAAGGCUCUCCAGGAGGCCACGGAGCCCGAGAACACGGCCCAGGAGAAGCGGCAGGAGGAAGAGCGCAAAGCAGAGGCCCAGCGCAAGGAGGAUGCAGAGCGCGCGGCGGAGGGCGACAGCUUGCUGAAGGCGGUGCAGGAGAAGGCCGAGCGCAAGGCGGAGGCCGAGAACAAGGCGGAGGCCGAGCGCAAGGCGGAGGCCGAGCGCGAGGAGGAGGCCGAGCGCAAGGCGGAGGCCGAGCACAAGGCGGAGUCCGAGCGGAAGGCAGAGACCGACCGCAAGGCCGAGGCCGAACGCAAGGCCGAGGUCGAGCACAAAGCCGAGGCCGAGCGUAAGGCGGAGGCCGAUCGCAAGGCAGAGGCGAAGGCCAAGCGCAAGGCGGAGGCCGAGCGCAAGGCGGAGGCCGAGCGGAAGGCAGAGGCCGACCGCAAGGAGGAGGCCGAGCGCAAGGCCGAGGCCAAGGCGGAGGCCGAGCGCAAGGCGGAGGCCGAGCGGAAGGCCGAGGCCAACCGCAAGGAGGAGGCCGAGCGCAAGGCCGAGGCCGAGCGCGUGGCAGAGGCCGAGCGCAAGGAGGAGGCCGAGCGCAAGGCCGAGGCCGAGCGCGUGGCAGAGGCCAGGCGCAAGGAGGAGGCCGAGCGCAAGGCCGAGGCCGAGCGCAAAGCGGAGGCCGAGCUGAAGGCAGAGGCCGAGCGCAAGGAGGAGGCCGAGCGCAAGGCAGUGGCCGAGGCCGCAGCGGAGGCCGAGCGCAAGGCGGAGGCCGAGCGCGUGGCAGAGGCUAAGGCCAAGCGCAAGGCGGAGGACAUGCGCAAGGCGGAGGCCGAGCGCAAUGCCGAGGCCGAGCGGAAGGUAGAGGCCGAGCGCAAGGCUGAGGCGAAGGCCAAGCGCAAGGUGGAGGACAUGCGCCAGGCGGAGGCCGAGCGCAAUGCCGAGGCCGAGCGGAAGGUAGAGGCCGAGCGCAAGGCUGAGGCGAAGGCCAAGCGCAAGGUGGAGGACAUGCGCAAGGCGGAGGCCGAGGGCGUGGCCAAGGAGAAAGCCGAGCAGAGGUCGGAGGCCGAGGCCCAGCGCAAGGUCGAGGAUAUGCGCAAGGCGGAGGCCGAGGGCGUGGCCAAGGAGAAAGCCGAGCAGAGGGCGGAGGCCGAGCGCAAAGCAGAGGCCAAGGCAGUGGCCGAGGCCUCGCGCAAGGAAGAGGCCGUGCACGAGGCAGAAGCCGAGCGAAAGGCGCAGGCUAGGCGCGAAGAGGACGAGCAUUGGGCCAAGGAGUUGGCCAAGGAGGAGGAGGCGGAACGCAAGGCGAAGCUGCAAGCGGAGGCUGCGGCGGAGGAGGCCAAGAAGGGCGCUGAGCGGGCGGCUGCGGAGGAGGCCAAGCGCGUGGCACAGGAGACGCAGGCCUCGGAGGAGCCCGAGCGCGCCGCACGCCAGCAGGCCAAGAAGGCGGCGGCGGCGGCGGCCAAGAAGCGGGCGGAGCGGGAGAAGGCGCAGCGCAAGAUCGAGGCCGAGGAGGCCGCGAAUGCGGAAGCGCAGGCGAAGGCGUCGCAGGCGAAGGCGAAGGAAGAGCGCCCCAGCUUCGAACCGCCCACGCUGCCUGCCGCUGGGCAUUGGUGGGACGAGCAGGACACCACGCACAAAAGUGCUGCAAAGCCGAAGCCUGCUCGGAAGGAGACUGCCGCAAAGGCCGUCGGCGAUCCCCACUUGGUAAACAUGUACGGACAGCGCUUUGACAUCCUGAGGGAGGGCAAUCACACGCUGAUCCAGAUUCCCAAGGAUGCUGAACCCAGAGCCACCCUGCUGAAGGUGAACGGCGAGGCUUUGCACAUGGGAGGCGCUUGCGCGGACAUGUACUUCCAUUCCAUCUCCGUAAAGGGCAAGUGGGCAGAAGACUUGGCGUACACGCUAAGCAAACGGCAAAGUCGCAGCGCUGGCUUCAACUUUUUUGCGGACGCAGCUCACAGGAGCAACAGCACUCACUGGACGCGCUUCGGCAACGAGCUGGAUCUGAAGAUUAUCUGGGGCAGGACAAUCACCGGCGUCCGUUACCUCAACAUCUUCGUCAAGCAUCUGGGCGCUGUGCAGGCCUCCGUCGGCGGUCUCCUCGGCUCGGACGACCACUCGACCAUCGCGACUCCACCGGCGGACUGCAAGCGCACGCUCUCCCUCCUGUCUAUCGGGAGCCACAUGGGCGCGGGCGCGUCGCAGGGCGACGGCACUUUCGAUGAGCUGGCGCAGGUGACGCACGAUUUCGACUACCAGUGA